Gymnodraco acuticeps is the source of this 6189-nucleotide messenger RNA. RefSeq names its product low density lipoprotein receptor-related protein 3 (gene lrp3). The transcript is spliced from 7 exons. Bases 187 to 2658 code for a protein of 823 amino acids. Gene Ontology annotation, cellular component: plasma membrane. The record is from RefSeq and is a predicted model, not a curated record. Gene Ontology annotation, molecular function: protein binding. NCBI's taxonomy places the organism in Eukaryota, Metazoa, Chordata, Actinopteri, Perciformes, Bathydraconidae.
CAGCUGCCUUGACUCUGGUGUCUUGGCUACCGCUGCAAAGGACACAAUGCUUUUCCGUAAUGAGGAGGACCUUUCGGUGUGUCUGAGCUGAAAACAGAUGCGGCAGCCUCGCUGGAGGACACAGAUGUCAAGCAAAACGCGGAAAUUGUGUCCGAGAUAAGCACACCAGUCCCCGCCGGGCGGACCAUGGGACCGCCGGGGCUGCUGCUCGGACUGCUGUGGCUCCGCUCCGCUCUGCUCUGUGCAGGCUGCAGUGAGCGAGUGGAGGUCCACUCAGAGCGGAGGGGUGUGAUCUACAGCCCGUCCUGGCCUUUAAACUACCCUGCUAGAGUCAACUGCAGCUGGCAUAUCCAGGGGGGUCAGGGCGAGGUCAUCACCAUCAGUUUCCGGAACUUUGACGUGGCCGAGGCGGGAAGAUGUUUGGGAGACUGGCUCCUGCUGACUCCUACGAAGACCGGGGACUCCAGGCUGUGUGGCUCCAUGCUGCCUCCACCCUUCAUCUCCACCAGGGGGCGCGUCUGGCUCUAUUUCCACUCUCAGGCUAACAGCUCAGGGCAGUCCCAGGGGUUUCGCCUCUCCUACAUCAGAGGUCACCUGGGUCAGAGCAGCUGUCAGUCAGAUGAGUUCCUGUGUGGGAACGGGAAGUGUCUACCUCGCUCCUGGAAGUGCAACGGUCAGGAUGAAUGUGGCGAUGCGUCAGAUGAACGCAGCUGUUCCCCCCCUCCCACGGAGGCGCGGCCUGGCCUCUGCCCCCCCGGCUCCAUCCCGUGCACCGAGGCCCAGUCCACCCGCUGUCUGCCCCCCGCCCUGCGCUGCAACGGGGCCCGGGACUGUCCCGAUGGCACAGACGAGCACGGCUGCCCCGACACCACCUGCGGAAAACGUCUGAGGAACUUCUACGGCUCCUUUGCCUCCCCAGACUUUUUCCGGGCCAACAGGAGCUCUGUGGCUGAGUUGAGGUGUUCGUGGUGGCUGGACACCCAGGACCCCAAGCCCAUCGUGCUGCAGCUGGACCUGCAGCUGGGCCCCGGGGACUCGCUGCAUGUGUACGACGGCCUGCUGCAGCGCACAGAGCACCUCCUGCAGGUGCUGUCUCAUCACAACAACCGGCGCCCGGCACUGCUAGAGUCCAGCCGGGGACAGAUGAGUGUUCUGUACAUGGCCCAGCCUCACAGCCCAGGACAUGGAUUCAACGCCACAUACCAGGUCAAAGGUUACUGUUUUCCCGGCGAGCGUCCCUGUGGCAGCGAUCAGGGCUGCUACUCUGAGCGCCAACACUGCGACGGCUACUGGCACUGCCCAUCAGGCCGCGACGAGGAGGCCUGCCCGACCUGCCCCGACGGAGAGUUCCCCUGCGAGGGAGGAACUGGGGUCUGCUACCCAGCCUCUGAGCGCUGCAACAACCAGAAGAGGUGUCCAGAUGGGUCUGACGAGAAUAACUGCUACAACUGCCAACCUGGAAACUUCCACUGUGGGACCAACCUGUGCAUCUUCGAGACGUGGCGUUGUGACGGCCAGGAGGACUGCUUGGACGGCAGCGAUGAGAGGGACUGUCUGGCAGCCGUGCCCAGGAAGGUGAUCACAGCUGCCCUGAUCGGGAGCCUCGUCUGCAGCCUCCUGCUGGUCAUCGCCCUCGGCUGUGCCCUCAAACUCCACUCCCUCAGGAGCAGAGAGUACAGAGCUUUUGAGACUCAGAUGACUCGCAUGGAGGCCGAUUUUGUUCAGAGAGAGGCCCCCCCUUCGUAUGGCCAGUUAAUCGCCCAGGGUCUCAUCCCUCCGGUGGAGGAUUUCCCCGUGUACAACCCCACCCAGGCGUCCGUGUUACAGAACCUGCGGCUGGCGAUGCGCAGGCAGAUCAGACGUCACUCCACGCGGCGCUCCACCUCCUCUUCCUCUCGCCGAUGUCUCGGACAUCUAUGGACUCGCCUGUUCCGCAGUGGGGGGCGAACCAGAGGGAAUGCCCCUCUGCUGGACUCCCCUGGACCCACACAGAUCACACUGGGGCUCCACAGCUACCAAACUGUGGGUGUGCAGUUGCCCAGGAGCUGGGCUGUGGGACAGGCUCGAUGGGAACAGGUCGAUGCAGUGGGGUCCCGGCGGUCUGCAACCAGGACCCUGCAGUCCUGCACGUCAGAGAGCCCCGCAUCACCUCUGUCCUUGCAGUCUGCAGACAGCCCAGAGGACAUGCUGUCACCAGUCAGCAGGGAGAGCAGCAGGGGUCCACAGUCGGAGCCCCCCACACCUAUCCAGAGGGACUCUCUAACUCAUUGCGGGUGCCCCACAGAUCCCCAGGAAGCCUCUGUGCCUCCAUGCAACAUCCGCACAUCGAGGAAACUUGUUCUGGAGCUCGCUGUUAACCUGAAUGGUGUUUCCUUGAGACGAUACUCCCCCUUGGGGCCCUUGUCCCCUAUCUCACCCCCUGUGUUUUCUAGCAGAUCCCAGACCGCCACAACAACUCACCCUAACCCCCAGGUACCAGAGGUGACGUCACCCUCUGAACCCUUGUCUACUUCUGUGAAAGCAGAGGACAGCCACUUUACUGUGGAAGUGCCAAGCAGGGAAAUAAGGAGCAGGGAUAAGAGGAGGAGUAGAGAGGGCAAGGGCAGGACCUUUAGUGAUGAGGGAGGAGAUUCAGGGAGGGAAACAACGCCAUGCUGAGGAGUUAGGGAGGUACCCUCCUUCCACUCUCUCGGCUGAGACCUGCUCUCAUCAAUCUGCUAAAGUCUCCUUGAGAUGAGUUCCUAUCAGAUCCAGAGGUGAGACCUGUACCUUAGCCCAAUUCAGUAAAAUAUAAUUAACUUGUGUCUAUUCACUUUAAAAAUCUGCAUAUGCAGUGUUUUAGUAAGAUUAUUAACCAGCGUUAGUAGUGCUUAUGGUCUUUGUUGUGCAGUUUAUGUUUUUGUCAAGGAGCUUAAAGGGAUAGUUUGGAUGUUUUGAAAUAGGGCUGUUUUAGGUACUUGAUUUUGAGUGUAUAAUCUUUUGAAGUUGGUGGAUGUCUAUCUUAAAAGUCCAUCCUAAAAUAAUCUGGGGGUUCCUGAGGUUGUUAUCCCUGCUAUCUUCAAAGCCACCAUACUCCAUUGACCAAAACGGUAUUCUUUACCUUGUAGAACACGUAAGCUGCUAUUGUGCUGUUAUCUCGAUAGGUCAGAUUCACCAAAGUCACACAAUAACACACAACGACUAAGUGAUCGGGAGAGUGGAAGACCAGCAACUUUAUUUCUCUAUGAGCAAAAUAUCAGUUUCUGUCAAUGGAGUCUGGUGGUUUGAGUUAUUUGUCGAAAAAGGAAAACAUUCUAAAUAUUGGUUAGACUUAAACUGAUAUUGAAUGUAUUUGAUGGUUUAUUUUUUAGGUGGUUAAAUAUAACUAAUCAACCUCAAAAUCCCAACUAAUGUCGAUUCCCUUGUGGGACAUAACCUCGUCAGGAGCCUGUUCCCGACAAAUCGAAACUCUAUUCUGGCCACCAGUACCAAUUGAAUAUUAGCUACAUGUUCUUACAACGCCAAAGCAGCCUUUGUGUCGUUACCCAGAGCCAUUUUGCACCGCUAUAUACUGUGAACCAAAAAAGCCUGUUAAGUGAUCACAAAUGAAUUUUCCUUGCUUCAUGGUCUUAUUCCCACUUUAAUGUAGAGGUAGUGUUAUUAUUAGAAGUUCACGGUAGGCUGUUGCAUAUCAGGUGAAAGCUGGUGAUAUUGUCCGUUUUUCGUAUAUUCGAUAAAUCAAAUGAAAGACCAAUAUGACCACGUCCAUUUCUAAAUGCUUUAUGACUUCACCAGACCUUUGUGGAUACUUAUGUUUUAAAAUGCUAAAUCGUUUUCUUAAACGUUUUCAGGAAAAAUCGCAUUUGUUUGAGACUAAUUUGGGCUGCAAUAGUGUUGCUCAUUUAUGUGUUUUAGAUAGACUACUACGAAGCUCUUUGACACCGAGGAACACGCUUUUAUACUUGUUAGUAUACACUUGUUAGUAUAAUAUACAUUGAGUAUAUUGGUCUUUUCACAGGAUUGUUGACAAUACAAAAAAUAAAAAAAUAAAGCCAGACCUUUCACUUCCAUAGGCAAGGAUGAACAUUUUUGGAAAUGUGUUUAUUUGCUUUCUAUUGGAGAGUUGGAUGAGUAGAUAGAAACCACUCUCAUGCCUGUCCGUAAAACAUAAGGCUACAUCUAGCAGUUGGUUAGCUUAGCCUAGUUUAACAGAAUAAUUCAAUCAUGCCAAAUCUUUGUCCGUUUUAAUUUAACAUAUGCUGUACAUUUCUUCAGUUAUACUUCAUUUACCCUCUUCGAACUUAAACAAUUGUUUCACUACGUUUAAGAAAAUGUUAUCAAACUGAUUUUUCAAUUUAGAUUUGUCAAUUAAGCCUUUUCAACUUGACAUAAUCUGUUUUGAAACCAAACUUGAAUGGAAACUGAGGUAAAGAGUCCAAGAACCUGUAACUCUGCUCACCCCUCACCCUCCUCUAAUCAAACAUACACUCCUCUCAAGGAAGCCUUUCCGCACUUGAAUGAACGUGACUGUUUCGGAGGCAGUGUCUACGAUUUUAUGUGAAUGUGCCGGGAACAUUAGCUUGACUUCAGAAAAUGUAUUGUUUGUCGAGUCGUCUUCAUCCCAGCGGUACCUCUGCAGCACUGCAGACCGGCUGACUGCUGACGCCUGCUUUAUUACACUGGAAAUUCAUAUCUAUGCUGUGGACAUUUCUAUGACAGGAUGUGAUAAAAGGCUUCUAUUUUUCAGUCUUCGAUGAGGACCUCUAUUCCUACUUUAUAUUUCUCUUUCUGUCUUGACAAACAUUGAACUUGAUUGGACAUGAUCGCUUGAUGUUUUUCUGUGAAUCUUCUCUGAGGUGACCCUGGUGACGUUUACUAAUUACUGUUGCGCCUCUAAAGAAUAUCACUUCCAUUGUUUCUUGAAAUGCAUUUAUCUCUCUUUUACUGCAGGAUAUUGCUACUGAACAGGUACUGAACAAGUCAGAUAACUUGUGUGAAGAGGCAGAGUUAGAGAAAUGACAGAAAGCCAAAUGCUGGUUGUUUUUAAAGCAGCACUGUCAGGGUUCCGUACUAAAAAGCAUUGUCUUAAAAGUUGUUUUUUUUACUUUAAAGAGAUAGUUUGGAUGUUUUGACGUGGAGUUACAUGAAGUUCUUAUCCAUAGUGAUUGUAUUGCCUCGAUCGAUGAGUUUGUUUUGUUAUGCAAAUUAGGGGAGAUUUGAACGAGCCUUUUAAAACACCAAAGUACGCAAUUUACAAACUAAAGAUAAAUGACUCGUACAACUCCACCAAAAAAUCUAAGCUGUCCCUUUAAGUGACUGAAUGUGCCAUGCUACCCCAUGUCCGUCCAUCUUAAAGAGAUUAUUUUUCAUAAACAGCUGCUAAAUGUUAUGUGCCAUUAGAGAUGUCUCCAUAAGUAAUUCCUAGCCUUCCUAGCUUUACAUAUUUUUUGCAUAUUUCAUUUUAUACCUUGUUCAAAGUUUAAGGUCUGAUCUUUCUCCUUUUACUUAAUGUUUAUUAGUUUAGAAAAAGUUACACAUCUGCAUAAUGUAUGUCCUGAGGUGUACAGAAAUGUAUUUAAAAAAAUGCCUUAAUGGUUUUUCCCCGCUGUUGUAAAUAUCACCGAUAGUUUCAUGGCUCACAUUUGUGGUUGUCAUGUAUGAAGGGAUUAGAUGUGUCUGGACACAGCGUUAUGAUAUGACAUGUGAUUGCUACAACCGACUGCUCUGAAGUUGUAGUGCACUACUGCAUCAGGGAUUAUUAUGGCAGGGAAGUCAGGGGAGAAGAAAAUGUUGCUUUUCAAAAACCCUAUUCCACUGUAUUUACCUGUUUAUUUAAAUCUUAAUCUGUGAAAGUCUUGGUUAAAUUAUCUUUCUUUGAUAUUUUUCAGACUGCAGAAAACCAGUUAUAAAGAUUAGUGUGCCAACAUAUUACUAUUUGAAAUGUAAAGAAAGAUUGAUUGUGUCACAGUGACAGUUUAGAGAAUAUCUUAUUAUCUGUCAGAUCAAUGCUAUGUCUCGAUUUGCAUACUUCUGUACUUCAUUUUACUAUUUAGAGUUCAUAAGUGUGUCUCAAAAAGUAUUGCAAAAUCCACACUCUAUGACGUCCAUUUUAGCUGGGUAACAGACAUUUCAGGAACAGCCGUAAUUGUUUUUGCUCUGAUUAAUGAAGCACUAUACAAAUAAAAGUUAAUUAUUGGGUUUUCUUCACAA